CGUCAAAGUCCCGUAGGGUUCUGGGCGCGUAUUGAUUGAUUUUAUUUGGAAUCUGAAUAAUUCUUGUUGUUAAAAUGAGCGAUUCCGAUGAGACGGAAGGUGGACGACGGAUCCAAGGCGAGAAGAGGAGGAAAGCUAUUUUGGAGAGACUGAUUAAUAAAAAACGAAUUAGUGAAGCAAUUGACACGACGGAUAAAUGUAUACCGACAGGUAUCGGUGCAGUCGAAGCAGGUCCAGCUAAUCAUAUAAUUAUGGGCAUUCAGUUUCAUCAACAGGACUAUGUAUAUAUAAAUUCCAUUUUCGAUCACCCGAAUAUUUUUGCACUAUUAGUUCAUUCGUUGUGCCCUAAUCUUCAUGGCCAUGUAAUGGUUAAAGCUGCACUGAUUUUAAGCCUGUUUGCAAAGCAAGUAAAAAAUGCUAAUUUAUGCAAUAGUAAUAUUCAUAUAUUGCUAGUAGGCGAUCCUGGUUGUGGGAAAUCGCAACUACUGCAAGCGUGUGUAAACAUAGCACCUAAAACUUGCUAUGUCGAUGAGAAAUCUUAUCCAUCGCUCCAAUUGGGAUUUGACGCAAAGAACGAUUCAAAUUAUGAAACAGGGGCAUUGGUACUUGCAAAUGAUGGAUUUUGCUGUAUCAAUGAAUUUGAUAAGAUUGCAAAUCAACAACAGGUACUUCUGCAGGUUAUGAGAAGGCAACAUGUUAAUGUCGUUAAGCCUGAAAGAAAAAUAUUUGUACCUGCAAGGACUACUAUACUGGCGACUAUUACUCCAAAUAAUGGUUAUUAUGACAGAUCGAAAACUCUGCAGGAAAAUUUGAGUACUCAUAAAAGACUUUUAUCAGCAUUCAAUUUGGUACUAAUACUAACCGAUCGUUCAGACGAGGAAGACGAUGGAAGAUUCUUUGAGUACGUAAUGAGUUUACGCCAGUGUAGUCAAAAAUCGAAAAAAAGGUCAAUUUGCAGUUCCUCAAGUUCGACAACUUCCAAAAAUAAUUGCGAAUCGCAUAAUUCGUUAAGGGAAAGACUAUCUGCCAGGGAACUGCUUGACCAUUUGCCUCAAGAAUUGUUUCGUAAAUAUGUAGCUUAUGCUCAACAAUAUAUUGUGCCAAAAAUACCAGAAACAGUCAACGAUGUUAUUAACAAAUUCUAUUUGGAGCUCAAUGAAGAAUACCGAAAUCAUCCAACGUCAGAAGUGUCAUUUAUAGAUAAUCAACUUUUGACCUUAGUUGAAUUGACUAAAGCUAGAGCAAAGCUGGAACUCCGAAGUAAAACUACUCUAAGAGAUGUUUUCGAUGCCCUUGAAGUCAUGAAAUAUGCUUCAGACGAGCAAUUUGUCUUUCACACUUUUCCUAAUGCGAUUCAUCCACAAUCCAACCUUGGGAAAUUAACACAAAAUAAAGCGAAACGAUUUCUUACGUUAUUAACAAAUGAAGCGGCUCGGAAGCAAAAAAAUGAUUUUACUAAAGAUGAGUUGUACAAUAUAGGAAGAAAUGGUAACCUACAAAUUAACAAUAUGUUUGAACUUAUUGAGAAACUGAAUCAUGAAGGAUUUCUCCUUAAACUUGGUUCAAAAUCCUAUAAAUUAAUUUCAAAUUAAACAUUGACAAUGUUUCAAUUCCAAA
Orussus abietinus is the source of this 1617-nucleotide messenger RNA. RefSeq names its product DNA helicase MCM8. The coding region runs from base 75 to 1592 and encodes 505 amino acids. Gene Ontology annotation, molecular function: ATP binding; single-stranded DNA helicase activity; single-stranded DNA binding. The record is from RefSeq and is a predicted model, not a curated record. The transcript has 9 exons. Gene Ontology annotation, cellular component: MCM complex; nucleus. NCBI's taxonomy places the organism in Eukaryota, Metazoa, Arthropoda, Insecta, Hymenoptera, Orussidae.